AUGCUCUUCUACGCCCUCGUCCUCGCCCUCGGCCUCAUCCCUUCGACCUUUGCGCAGUUCGCGCCCGGGUGCGAGGCCAAGUGCACGCCCGUCGAGACCUACCUGAACAACUGUGGUUCGCUGCCUUUCGCCGAGGGUCGUGCUUGUGUCAUCGCCGUCUGCACCGCCACCACGCUCGACGAGUGCGUCGCUUGCAGUUCGACAACGACCAGCACCCCUCCCGCUCAGUACUACGCCAUGUUCAACUGCCCCGUGCCUACGGCCACUAUGUCGUCUCCCGAGCCCACCCCGACUUGCACGGGCAAGAGCAAGGGAAAGGGCAAGGGCAAGGGUCACGGCAAGGGCAAGGGCCACGGCCACGAUAACCACUGCGACAACGUCGAGGCCGAGGGCACCGAUUAG
Molecule: messenger RNA, 402 nt
Organism: Cutaneotrichosporon cavernicola
Lineage: Eukaryota; Fungi; Basidiomycota; Tremellomycetes; Trichosporonales; Trichosporonaceae
Exons: 3
Coding region: 1-402 (133 amino acids)
Source: RefSeq, a predicted model, not a curated record